CAACGCGCACGCCGACAACGGUGGUCGAUAUGUAUGCACACUGCCGCAGUGUAGCGAACGCAAUACGAUGCAAUGCUACCACGCGAUUCGACAUCGCAACAGGCGCCAUAAUGAGUCGAAGCUCGCUUACACACUGCUGAUUGAAUUACGGUGCCAACGCGACAGCCACAUCGCUGCUGCGACGAGAGAUUACUCACCCUCCACGAAGCAGCAUUCCAGUCAUGUGUCCCGCACGCAGCACUGCUAAACAACACACACAUUGACCGGUUUCUCAGCAGCAAGCACUUGUCAACC
Molecule: messenger RNA, 294 nt
Organism: Macroventuria anomochaeta
Lineage: Eukaryota; Fungi; Ascomycota; Dothideomycetes; Pleosporales; Didymellaceae
Exons: 1
Coding region: 68-247 (59 amino acids)
Source: RefSeq, a predicted model, not a curated record